Molecule: messenger RNA, 2104 nt
Organism: Epinephelus moara (kelp grouper)
Lineage: Eukaryota; Metazoa; Chordata; Actinopteri; Perciformes; Serranidae
Exons: 7
Coding region: 137-1045 (302 amino acids)
Source: RefSeq, a predicted model, not a curated record
AUAAAUACAACUGUCAGGUAGGAGUUCGGUUCAGAGUUUAAACUGUAGGAUCGGAGAUUGAUCGAUGAAUAAGCGUUAAAGAAAUCUCUUGGGCGGACAUUUCAGUUUCUUUUUAAUCGUCUUGGCCUAAACCAACAUGUCUAACGGACACGUGGUCAUCCACGACCUCCUCUCCAACCAAAACGGCCUCAGCGGCAGCACAGACCCCCUCAGAUCUACCUCAGACACAGACAGCAUGGAGGACACGCUGGAGUUCAAACUCCUCAUGGCCUACGCAAAGAGGAGACGGCCAAAAAAGAAGUCACCUGCACAGGACAGUCAGACUUUAGCAAACGGUGGCACCGACGCAAACGGAUCAGCCUCACCUCAGCUGCCGGCCAAGACUGAGAAGGAGGAGGAGAACAACAAGAAAAAGAAGACGAAGAAGAGGAGGAAGGGGCUGAAACUGUUGCGGUUUUUUAGCUGUGUUAAACCUCAGACAGAAGAUGAAAAUCUGAGCCAACAUACUGAGAAGCCGUCUGCUGGUGACUUCAGAUCUAGUGAUGUUAUAGAACCUAAAGUAAAAGAGGACGAGGAGUUGAACACAGUCGCAAGUAAGCUGACAAAGAUCGCUGAUGACAUCCCGUUCAUUCCUCCAGAAAUAGAGACGGAUGCGCCACAGGAUGUGAAUGUGGAGAGAAUGAUUGGCCUGCUGCUGAGGGAUGCUGGAGACAGACUGAACGAACAGGAGCUGAAGGAUGCCAACAUCGCCUUAGAGCUGUUCUGGAACUACAGUUUCUUUGAGAAACUAAUUAAGGCCCUUCUCACAAGGAUGGGCCUCAGGAGCCCCAACCCUGACUCUCCGGGGCCUACGGGAUCUCCCAAAAGCCAGAUUGCCGUGACUUGUGAGGUCACCAGUCGUCUGUCAGCGGUGAGCUCGCUGCCCAGGAACCGACUGCUCGAUCACGGAGCCAGAUAUCUGCAGCAAUACUACUCACCGUGGGUACAGCAGCUGGGCGGAUACGAGGAAGCCUUUUACAGCGACGAUGAGGACGACUCCUGCUGAGCAGAAAGAAGUGGCUGUUUUGAGACACAAGGAACAAAAUCACACUCAGGAAACACUGUAUUCUGCCACGCCAGUUUACACGCACGUAAAACCCAGACCUGACGACCGUUAACAUAUUUGCAUGCUUUAGAAAAAUAGGAAAAUAUGUAAUCAUGUUAAUCUGGGUUUUUAUCUUCAUGAAUAAUGUUAUUGUUCAAGUCUUUGUUUUGGAACAAUUCUUUUAGAAGUCUUAUGUCAGGUUCAUACUACUAGAUGUCAGCCUAAUUGUAGCCUGGCGCGGUGUCGACAUGGAUGACGUGAACGACGGCGAAUGUCGUACAGGAUAAUCCAUCGUUUCAUCACGUGUAGCGUGUCAUAGUAGACGACAACCGACACCACGAUGUCCCGACAGAGACUCCAGCAUGUUUGAUUUUCUUUUUGUAAAUGUAGCUCCUGCCAUCUGGUGGCACUUUUAUGUUACUACAAUAACAGUUCAGCUGACGCAUGAACAGACAGUGAUCACACCUGACAUUAAAAACGACCAGGGACGACUGGUCUGUCAUGUCUUUCGGUAAAGUCACGGCACCAAUGACUUCACAAUCUCCUAAUGUGACAUAGUGACUGUUGGUAAAUGUUGUGUAGUGUGAACCAGGCAUUAUGAAGACCGUGAACCGAAGAGGAAACUAUUUUCAUGUCACUAAUAACUGUUAAAUGUGAUUUACUACUAUGUAGUUUUCUUCUCAGGGACAUGCAGGCGACCUGUAGCAAUAUUUAAUCAGCAUUAAUAUUUGUUCCUGGAGCUUGGUGGACAAAAUCUGUAUUGUAUAUUUUCAUAAGACAAAUGUAUUAUCUUUCAGCACUCGCACUUUUUUAUGAAAAUGAAUUUAUAUGUUUGCAAAGUUUGCGAGGGAUGCGCCAAGUUGCUUAGCUGUAAUUGUUGCUGGUGUUUUCUGCAUUUCAUUUUUUUUUUACUUUUUUCAAAAGAUGCCAAAGAAACCUUGUCUGUGCCGCCUGAAUGUUUUAAUUUAGCUACAAAUGAAUGCUAAUGUGACUCAAAAAUAAACUGUAUUUGUUAUUUAA